Lichtheimia ornata is the source of this 1008-nucleotide messenger RNA. RefSeq lists its product as uncharacterized. Lineage: Eukaryota; Fungi; Mucoromycota; Mucoromycetes; Mucorales; Lichtheimiaceae. The transcript has 4 exons. Bases 1 to 1008 code for a protein of 335 amino acids. The record is from RefSeq and is a predicted model, not a curated record.
AUGGCAUUUACUAGGAAACAAUUAAUCACCAUCGUCAUUGCCGGGAUAUUCUCGGCAUUGUUCUUCCGUACCGAUCCUGCUCUCAAAAACACGCUACCAUCACUACGUGUUCAACCAUCCGAUACGUACACCCUUGACUUUUACCCAGGCGGGCAUUUCGUAGAGCUGCCGCAAGGCACCAUGCGUUAUUGGCUUUUCGGUAAUCCUGAUGGUGAACGUGUAGUCCUCGUACAUGGUAUAAGCAGCGGUGCUGUGACAUAUGACAAGCUUGCAAGACAUCUCGCCGACAAUGGAUACUAUGUGCUUGUCUUUGAUCUAUGGGGACGUGGAUACUCAGAUGCUCCUCCUGGUUAUUAUGAUGAAUCAUUGUAUACUACGCAACUCGUCCUCUUACUUCAAAAAGUUGGCUGGCAAAGAGCCAACGUUGUCGGUAUUUCAUUAGGAGGCGGCAUUGCUACAUCCUUUACCGCAUUUUAUCCUGAGAUAGUCAACAAACUCGUUCUCAUUGCCCCAGCUGGUCUGAUGGAUUCCGAAAAAGAUCUCCCUCUCUAUGGUAAAUUGCUCAAGCUAUCCAUGGUGCGAUCAUUGUCGCAACAAUCAUGGUUCAAAUGGGUAGCUCACAAGGGGGUCGCUCAUUUCUUUAAAACAUCGCGUACAAAGGAGUCGAGGACAUCGCCCGAUUUCAAUCGCCUUGCCACAGCCGUGUUCUCUCAAUUUCAGGGACAUUCAGGCUUUUUUAGAGCCUUUCUCAGCACUGUAAUGGAUUACCCGUUAGAUGAUUUGCAUGACCGAUAUCAGAAAAUUGGUCAACAAAACCCAAAUUUACCCGUAUUGGUUAUCUGGGGCGAUGAAGACAAGACCGUACCAUUUCGCCAUGCUCCACGACUUCAACAAUACAUACCCCAGAGCCAGUUGCUGCGUUUUGAUGGAGCCGGCCAUGAUGUAUUGAUAACAAGAUAUGAGGCAGUAGAUCAAGCCAUUAGCGAGUUUUUGCGUGAUAGCAAAUAA